This is a messenger RNA of Coregonus clupeaformis (lake whitefish), 4548 nucleotides long. Its product is annotated as von Willebrand factor D and EGF domain-containing protein. Gene Ontology annotation, biological process: anatomical structure development. Bases 226 to 4548 code for a protein of 1440 amino acids. NCBI's taxonomy places the organism in Eukaryota, Metazoa, Chordata, Actinopteri, Salmoniformes, Salmonidae. Gene Ontology annotation, molecular function: signaling receptor binding; calcium ion binding. The transcript has 24 exons. The record is from RefSeq and is a predicted model, not a curated record. Gene Ontology annotation, cellular component: extracellular region; cell surface.
UGUUGUGUCUUGAUUUGAAAAGUUGGUUGAAAAGAAAAGAAGGCUCUAAAACUUCCCACGGAUUUAACCAUUAAUACAAUCUGAGGAACCACGAUUCUGAGCCGAUGCUCUGAAACAACUAAACGAUAACUAACAGCUGGAAAACUUUCGAGGAUUCUCAAAUGGGAUCUAACAUCUGUGAAAAUUUGUGGCAUCUUUUCCUUCGGUGAAUUGUGAACCGCUACUAUGGAUUUAGCAUUUUGCAGCCUCUCAUAUGCGUCAGUCCCGGGAUAUCUGCGCAUUGUGUUUUUCUGUUUGAUGCAGUUGAGAGCGCUCGCCCAGUUAGCUCCAGAGUGCUACCCGGGAGGUUACCGCACGUUGAGGAACCCGUAUCGCAGCGUGGACUUUGACUCCAGUGACCUGCAGAACACUGCUAUACAGGACCUGAUCUGCGAUCACUCCCUCUCCCCAGGAUGGUACCGCUUCAGCAUUAACAACAAGCCUGCAGAGAUGCCCACCAGCUGUGUGGAAAUGAACAGAUGUGGCACCCAGGCGCCUGUGUGGCUGUCUCUGACUGAUAGCUCGUUGCCCCGCCCGGGGGAGGUCCGCCAGCUCUCGGCCUGCGCCACCUGGCAGUUCUUCCACGGGAGCACCAAGGACUGCUGCCUCUUCCGCAUCCCCAUCUCAGUACGCAACUGUGGGGAGUUUCUCCUGUACUACCUGCAACCCACCCAGGGGUGUAUGGGAUAUUGUGCCAAAGUCAUAUCAGAAUUUGGACCUAAAUUAUGCCCACUGGGUGAGGUGGAAGUCAAUGGGCGCUGCAAAGCAAGUCUCCCUGCAUUAUCCUCCAAGCCUGUGAUCACCCCAGAGCUGGUGGGUAGCAGUGUCCACCUGCGAUGCACCUUCAGUGGGGUGAAGGCCUCGGGACUCCCCUUGGGUUACCUGGUGGUCUGGGCCCGACACCUGGCAUCCAAUAUGAAGGUGGAGAUCAGGAAAGAUUCUAUCAUGGAGACCUUCUCAUUGGUGGAGAUGGACGGAGUCCACUUCAGACUGGGGGAGACGUUCUCCUGCAGUGUUUCCACGUUCCUGGGUAACUCCAGCCGGACACAAUCUCUGGCCAAAGAGAGUGAGAGCUUCUAUGCUGGAAUUAAGUUUGUUCCAGAUGUGCUGCAGAUUGCGGAGGACGGUAAAGAGCAUGCUGUAGCCAUCCACAGUACAGUGCCUAUCCCCUGUUACGGGACAGAGCACGGCCGACCAUGUGGAGUCCCUCUCACUCUGAGCGUCCGUGACUCAGACAGCCUGGGUCCCAGCGUGGAGGCCCCCAACAUGGCCCUGUCAACCUGCCAGGUGGAGCUGCAGCCUACUGCAGCCUGCAGCCGGAGCCAGGGGUGUGCCUGGGCCAGCCUCACCCUCACCGCCGUCACAGACUUCACCCGCGACGGCAACCGCCCCAGCCUCCUCAGUGCCACGCCACGCUCUGACGCACCGCGCCUCUGGAGGAGAUACAGCCCCACACCCCUCAAGGUCACAGUUCAAGAUGUUCCCACUGCAAGCUGCUACUCUCUGACUGAUCCACACAUCAUUACAUUGGAUGGCAGACGCUAUGAGAACCAGCAGACGGGUACCUUCGUCCUCUACAAGAGCCUCCACCGAGUGUUCGAGGUCCAGGCUCGUCAGUGGGACUGUGGUAGCCGCCAUUACGCUGUGUCCUGUAACUGUGGAGUGGCGGCCAUGGAGGGAAACGAGGUGGUCACGCUGGACAUGUGUAACGGUCAGCUUCAGGAGACCAGGCCCCAGCUCUCUCUGAAGAACCUGGGAGGAUAUAACAGUGGGUCCAGUGGGACCAGCGGCUCCAGUCAGUAUCGGAUCAAGAUCCUUGAAUCUCACCAGGGGAAGAAAAUUACAUUGAUCUUUCCAUCUGGGGCCUUUGUGAGGGCAGACGUCAGUGAUUGGGGGAUGAGCCUGUCAAUCAGAGCUCCCAGUGUGGACUACAGCAGAACAAUGGGACUCUGUGGGACAUUCGACCGGAACGGUCACAACGACUUCCAUGGACCUGAUGGGACCACCUAUGGGAGCACUGAACAAGAACGCUUUGUGGAGGAAUGGAGGCUAGCCGCGGGGGAGAGCUUAUUUGACACCAUGCCCCCUGUAAUGGAGGUGGAGGAACGACGGCCUUUCUGUCGGUGUCAGGAGGGCUACAGCAUGUCUCUGCAUUUCGCCACGGGCCACACCGGAGAUAGCCACUCUAACUUUAACCCCUCGUCGCCCCAGCACCAGGCCCAGUGCCAGUCUCACGACAACGUGGAUUACACCUCUGUCUUUCCCUGGGUGGACACUACCUCUGAGUACAUUAAGAGCUCUGAGCCAGAACAAAGUGACCACCAGGGAGAGUCCAUCCUGAACAGCCCAGCUCUGCCUAUGGAGAUACACAAACAGCCAAGUUCCGAGAUGGUAGACUAUGGUGGGUUUGGGGACCACGGUGAUAAGAGUGAGCGAGAGAUUGACAGGGAGCUCAGAAGAGACUUCCUGGUUGCCGUAGACGACAUCAGGCCCAAGACAAAGAGACAGGCGCUGUACGAGUUCCAACCCAUCUUCACCUCUCAGUCCCUGAGCCAAGCAGACCUGGAGAGCUUAGCCUAUUUCUUCCCUGAGGACCACCACCUGUCUGCAGAGCGACCAGUGGCCCAGCCCGUGUGGCCCAGCCCCAGUGGGCUUACCUCGGUCAAGGCCCUGGAGGUGUGCCAGCUAGCCCUGGGGAACUCCACGGUGGGAACAGUGUGUAGAGAGCUGCUGGGCCGGAGGCUAGAUGAGGCAGUGGACCUGUGCAUCCUGGACCUGCAGCUCAAGGAUGACCUGGCCUGGGAGGAAGCUCUGGUGCCCUACCUGGAGAACGAGUGUGAGAAGAGGCUACUGGAGAACCGGACCCAGAGGGCCCUGGAGCUGGGGGGGUCUAUGGCCAGGGUCGGGAUGGAGGGGGUUGAGGGGAUCGUUGGGACGGUACUCACCGCACUGCGCUGCCCCAACUUCUGCAACGGGAAUGGCCAGUGCACUGAUUGGGGUUGUCAGUGCUAUCCUGGCCACAGCUUCUACGACUGCAGUCUGGCUAUCAGUCAGCCCGUAGAGUUGACAGACCUGGAGAACAGUGGUCUGUGUGACAUCAGAGCAUUCGACUGUCGCAGCGUACGGGUCUUCGGCCUCGGCUUCAUCGACUCUCCCAACCUGGGCUGCCACCUCACACGACUGAUGUACCUGAAUGGUGAGCGGGUUCCGGGAGAGAAGCAGAGGACCAGAGCUACCUUCCUGAGCUCCAAGGCUUUAGACUGUUCCAUCCCCUCACUGAACAGCAUGAUGACUGUCAACGCUGUAGACUUUAUGCUGGAUGACAAACCCUACGCUCGCUGGGAAGUCAAGGUGACCAAUGACGGCUCUCAGUACAGUGAGCCCAAGGUGCUAACAAUCUACGAUGGUGUGUGCCAGGUGUGUGAACCAACCCACUCCGGACUCUGUAAGUUAAAGGAGAGGACAUGUAAUAUAGAUGGAAUGUGUUUUGCUGAAGGAGACUCCAAUCCCGCCAGCCCCUGCCUCCUCUGUAACCCAAACACAUCCAAAUUCACAUGGUCCGUAAAUGAAGUCAACCAGCCCCCCAACCUGCACCAGCCUCAGGGGGGCCUCAGCACCUUCGUGGGGGAGAACUUUGUGUUCCAGUUCACGGCGGCAGACCCCGAGGGCUCGGCGCUCCUCUUUCUCAUGGAGCAGGGCCCUCCUGAAGCCUCGCUCUCCCCCGCCGGCCUUCUCAUCUGGAAAGUCCAUCCGGUGGAGAUGCAGGGGAAGGAUCGGCAGAGCUUCGAGUUCACGCUAUCUGACGAGUGCAAUGCCCAGAGCAGCUACACUGUCGAGGUGGCUGUGAAGCCUUGUGGGUGUUUGAACGGCGGGACGUGUGUGACCAACGUGGCCUUCCCGGCGGGCAGCGGAGAGUACCUGUGUGUGUGUCCCAAGGGGAUAGGAGGGGGCCUGUGUCAGGAGGACAUUGACGCAUGUCUGUCGGCUCCGUGCGGUGGCGGGGUGUGUGAUGAUACCGUCGAUGGCUUCCUCUGUGAAUGCCCUGCAGGCCUGAGAGGCGCUACCUGUCAGGAGGAUGUGAAUGAGUGUGAGAGGAUGCCCUGCUUGCAUGGAGUCCAGUGCUUCAACAGCUUCGGCUCCUACAGGUGUGGAGGCUGCCCCCACGGCAUGUUGAGAGAUGGGACCACCUGCACAGCUCCUGUACGGUCGAUUCCCAUUGUCCCCAGCAUUGGACCCACCACUGUCCCUACCACCACUACCACCACUACCACCACCACCUCUAAGACCUCACUCAUCAACAGACCAGACCAACACAAUCCACCCAGGAUGGACACUGGCAGACCUGGAAUCCCACCGACCAACAAGCCUGGACUCCCACAAACCAACAUGCCUGGACUUCGAGAGACCAACAGGGCACGUGCCAAGGCCCCAGCUGUACAUACACCGUCUAAGAAUGGACAAAAAACUGGCCUAGGGCUAUCAUCCCAUGCAGGAACAACAGCAAUGUGA